CUUAGGUCCGCCCCCCGGAAGUUGCACAUAAACUGACGAAGCUACGCAAAUGAAGACAUGAGUGCCAUGGCGGAGGGGAAGGUGUGAGAAGAAGCCCCACCCCCCUCGUUUCGCCGCCUCCAAUAAAGCACGCCAAAAGACGCCACAUCCAGGGCCGUGUGUGGAAGUAAGGCGACACCACCACCACCACCGCGGAGGAGGAGGAGGACGGACGGACGCUCCGGGGAUGAUUGAUUGCGAAGCUGACUCCGCUGCAGCAGUCGGUAGAGGGUGAGAGGACAUACCGGGACGUCGUUUUGCGGAACCGAAAGGAGGGUGCUUCCCCAUCGCAAAGUGUGCAUUCACCCUGCAGGAUGCGACACAGCCGCGGCUCACCUCGCUAGAGCGGGCUGCACCAGAACCUGACUGCAUCUGUGACAACUUUCCUCCUGGCCUCUGGAGCCAACUUGGGACACGUAGACGCAUCCCAGGCUGGAUUUUAAAGCAGGUCUAUCCUCCAGAGAUGGAGAGGGUCGAACCGGAACAGGAGCGGGAGGCUGAGGUGCCCAUGCACAGUGUGCACGGAGCAAACCGGACCAGGCCGUCCUCCUACCGGGCCCUGCGCAGCGCCGUGUCCAGUCUGGCCCGCUUGGACGACUUCAGCUGUGAGAAGAUAGGAGCUGGGUUCUUCUCUGAGGUGUUUAAGGUGCAGCAUCGCGUGUCAGGCCAGGUGAUGGCGUUGAAGAUGAACAUCCUGGCCAGUAAUCGGGCCAACAUGCUCAGGGAGGUCCAACUCAUGAACAGACUGUCACACCCAAACAUCCUCAGGUUCAUAGGAGUGUGCGUCCAUGAGGGGCAGCUCCAUGCGCUCACUGAGUACAUCAACGGCGGCAACUUGGAACAGCUGUUGGACAGCGACGUCUUCCUCUCAUGGAGCACACGUCUCGGCCUGGCGCUGGACAUCGCCCGCGGCCUACGCUACCUGCACGGCAAAGGCAUCUUCCACAGGGACCUCACAUCCAAGAACUGCCUGGUGCGCUGGGAAGGAGGCCUCUGCUCGGCUGUGGUGGGAGACUUUGGCUUGGCGGAGAAAAUCCCGGAUUACAGUGAAGACACAGACCAGGAGCCUCUGGCUGUGGUGGGCUCCCCCUACUGGAUGGCUCCGGAAGUGCUGCGGGGUGAAGUGUACAAUGAGAAGGUGGAUGUGUUUGCCUACGGCAUCAUCCUGUGUGAAAUAAUUGCAAGGAUACAGGCUGACCCUGACAUCCUACCACGCACUGAGGACUUUGGUCUGGAUGUGGAGGCCUUCACGCAGAUGGUUGGAGACUGUCCCACAGACUUCCUGCACCUGGCUAUCCUCUGCUGUAACCUGAGCGCCAAGCAGCGUCCAUCUUUUUCUCAUAUUGUGGUGGAUCUCGAGAAGAGGUGGCAGAAAGAUGAGCCCACAGUCUCGGACGUUUCUCCAGCAGCUGGCCCGCUAAGGAGGCGGUCCCUCGGUCUGCCGUCGGACCCCCGCCUCUGCCGCAGCAAAUCGGACAUGCUCCACACCCCGGACGCGUGCCCGUCUGUCAGCCUGGUCGCUCCCGCCCGAGUCAACCCCUUCUCUCAUCGAGAGGACCUGAAAGGCGGCAAGAUCAAGCUCUACGACACUCCCAGCAAGUCGGUCAUCUCCCUCACCUUCACCCUGCCGCCGCUGCCCGACCCCCACAGCGGCCCUCGUGAGGCCAACCCGCUCCGGAGGCACCGGUGCUGCCACUCGCUGCCGUGCAUGCCACCCCCUCACAUGACCACCACCUUGAGCAUUGUCCUCGCCGAGGAGACGUCGCUGUGUGACGCUGUGAACUGUGAAGACGAGGGACUGCUUGAAAGUGAAAAGGAUGUGUGGGAAGAGGGCGGAGCUACUCACCCGGCGGAUGAUUCUGGCCUCCCGCCAUCCCUAGAACCUCUCUCAGUGGAAAAGGAGGAGGAACCUAUGGACUGCACCAGCUCCCCAGAUGCACAAGACAGCUCGUCUUCGUACUCUAAGCUCUCCUCCCCUCCCUCCCACUUCUCCACGCCCCACCAGUCCUCCUCUCCGCCCUUUUCAAAUGGCUGGACGUCAUCUAUCGCCUCCCGCCUGCCUCAUUUGGACAACAGCAAAGCGGUUGUGAACGGACCUCUGGUUUGGAGCGGUGCCACCACCGUGACCAACAACAACCGCUACCACUCGCCAUCCAGUGAGAUGGCCGCUUUGUCACCGUUCGGCUCCGACAGUGUUCAGUCUCUGGAUCAGGAGGAGGUCAUCUCCUGCCCGGGCUGCUGCCUGGCGAGCCUUCGCUUCCCGUCAGUAUGUCUCAGGGCGCCGCCGAGGAGGAACACCUACAAGACCCUAAACGGGGACCACACAGCCUCCCGCGGGCUGCUCUGUCCUCCCACACCGACCACCACCACCAGCGUGGAACCGGCGCUCGGUUUGCCCAAAGCGCACACCUAAAUUUGCCCCCUCCACUCGAAAAAAAAAAUCCCUGCAACUUGUGGGUGUUUAUAUGUUGUGGGUGUUAUAAUUUGCACAUAUUUUAAUGCAGCAAUAUAAAUGCGUGUUUCAGUUACCUGAACACGUUGUGGCCUCUGGUGUGUUAGCUUAGCUUUGGUUUGCACGGUGGGUGCCCACUGCUGGGCUGAGGGUGUCUUACCUGCGUGGAUGACUGAUGAUCACAGUAUCCAGCAUGUAAACAUGUUGGCUUCCUGUCACAUGACCAUUGACUGAUGCUCCGAUGAGGAAUGUUAAAGCUUAGUAUUACUGUUGCAAUGUUCCUUUAGUUUUUUUUUUUUUUUUGAAUGUUCGGUGCUCUUAAGCUUUAAUGUCUUUAAAAUAUUCCAGAAUUGUUCAGUGCGCCACUGAGUUGUGUGUGUGUGUGUGUGUUGAGAGAGACUGUGUGCCUACUGUUCCUUUGGCUAUUUUUGUUGUUCAGUCUGUUGGGCCCCCUUUGGGUUGUCACUUAAAGCACUUCAACUGUUAUGGACUGCAAUGGACGGUCCAAGACCUGAUUAAGAGUUGUUUGUAUUGUUAUUUAAAAUGAAUAAAAAUAAAGAAUGCAGAGGUGUUUUUCCCUGUUUCAA
Messenger RNA from Doryrhamphus excisus (bluestripe pipefish), 3078 nucleotides. RefSeq names its product testis associated actin remodelling kinase 1b (gene tesk1b). Gene Ontology annotation, cellular component: nucleus; cytoplasm. NCBI's taxonomy places the organism in Eukaryota, Metazoa, Chordata, Actinopteri, Syngnathiformes, Syngnathidae. Gene Ontology annotation, biological process: protein phosphorylation; positive regulation of stress fiber assembly; actin cytoskeleton organization. Gene Ontology annotation, molecular function: ATP binding; protein serine/threonine kinase activity. The record is from RefSeq and is a predicted model, not a curated record.